Messenger RNA from Amoebophrya sp. A120, 7865 nucleotides. The record is from the annotation of a GenBank genome assembly. NCBI's taxonomy places the organism in Eukaryota, Dinophyceae, Syndiniales, Amoebophryaceae.
AGCUUUUCCGCCACUAUACGAUAGUCUCGUGACUCUGACUGCGAGCUUGUGUGCAGAUGAGGUAAGUAGUCCUCUUGGAGGCCUCUUCGAGGCAGGUUUAGAGAUCAGUGAGGUGGAACAGAAUCAGCAUCGAGUAGGAUUGUGAAUUAUCAGAAGCAGUAGCACCGAAAGCCUCCACGUCCUCCUUGAAGAACAAAGCGUGAUGAUGCCGGGCUCCUUGUUUUCUACUCAAGUGCAGGAGCACCAGAAGCUGCUGUCCGCGUUAUCGAGGCUGUCGAAGAAUAAUCCGCCUAGCGAAGAUCAUGCGCUACUCGAGGCACUAGAUGCACUCGCAGAAGUCGCGAAGAGCUGGGACCGGGUUGUAGCCACGCACAAAUCUUCAUCUUCUGCCUCUACCACGUCGAGAGAGCAGCGCGAUGUUGGAAAUAAAAUCAGCUCGAGCCACAAAACGAAGAGCAAACUCGCGCAGCUGUGGUACUCUACGGUUAGUGCCGUGCUCGCGAUGAACACAACAAGUGGAGAUCAGCAGAGCACUGCUUCGUCCAGCGCAGCAGGGUCGGCAACGUCUUCGUCUUCAUCUCAUUGCAAUAAAGCUUUUUCCGCCACCAGGACUAGUACACUGUCACCUGUUACAAAAACACGACAGCACGUUGCUCAGUGUUGCUGGCGCAUCUGGCGAGCAACGACAUUUCUCGACUUUCGCGAGGCGACGAGCGCAGGUUGUUCCUUUGGCGAACUCCAGCUGGUUGCGGCCUGCAAGAUUCUGAACGCAACUGCAAAUCAUGGAAGUGACGUAUUUUUGAGGAGCCAUCAUUUUCCUGAUGAGGCCGCUGAUCAUGCUCUGGACGAAGGUGGUGCAGCGAGCAAGGCUGAUGGGGUAGGCGUUCCUCGACAUGAAGCGCAGAUCGCUUCGAAAUUGCUUGAUCUCGUCCGGUCCUUUGUGGACGGCGGAAUGAACGCCGCACAAGCGCCGGAUGUGCAGACCGGUAGUACCAAAGCGCCGUCCUCCCUGAUGAAAUUACCAGCAUUGUGGUCUUCGCUGUUUCGCCUUGCGAGAAAUCUGGCGUGCAACGCCGCACCGGCCGUUGGUGAGGAGAUGGAGGACACGACAAGGCAGAGCGCUUCAGCUAGUUCGUGGUCUUCAUCACAGCGAGCGUGCGCGCAGCAGAGUCAUACGGUUGCGGACGGUCCUGAUUCAUCUAGGUCUCUACGGAUGGAACAAGAUCUCCUCGACGUUUUCCACGCUUGCUGUCUCGCUGUUUACGACUCAGCUUCCUGCGAGAAAACCGUCACGGCACUCGUUUCGUCCAUCGGUAGUAAUAUUGCGAUCGAACCCGGACGAGUUCUGAAAGAGGAACUUGCCACGCGGUUGCUCCUUUCGCUCACGUCAAAUUGCAAGCCUGCCGUGUUGCACCACCGACUCUGCAUGUGCCUCGCACUGCCUCCGGCGCAAGCGUUGCGUGCGCACCAAAGACCGCACGGCUUCCGUGAACAUGGCGGAAUGAAUGAAGCUUCCUCGAAGGUACUACGACUGAGCGCUUGGGACCUGCUGCUGUUGCACGAAGCUUCUUCAUGCGCACAAAUGUUCGAAACAGGUACGGGUACUCAUAGUACCUCCACCUCGGCUGCUGGUUUGUGGGCCAGACGAGAAGUAGGGCAGCUAACUGCAGAAGCCGACGGGAAAACUGCACCGACCGUGCUCCACACAGCUGUGCGAACCACCUGUGAACAGACUACCAUAACUCCCGAAUUGCUGCAUUGGUUCGUUCUUCACCGACUCGACCAGGUGCCCACUCGCAAAGUCUGUUUACUGCUCGAGUUCGCCGACCGCCUGGAAGUACGAGAGACAGAGGACUCUAUGGUCGACUCGAAUUCUCAGCAGAAAGAAAGCAACGGGACAUCACGAACAUCAAGUGUAACAACUUCUAUCGGCGUUGCGAAAUCUCACUUUCUGGCGUCCAUUGUCGAAAAGGUUUUGGCUGCACAGCGUGAUCCACACCAAACCGAACUAAGAAGUGGCGCUGGCGGGGGAGAUGUUGAUGUUCGGGUUGAUCACGGAGAAGUAAAUGUAGGCGAAGGCUGCACCGACGAGCUGCUGCGGCUCUCGGUCGAGAAGUUUUGCCAACAAACACCAACCUCCCUCAUUUCGCAGCAGCACUGGUGCCGCGUGUUGCACGCGGUGCGACGGAAAGUGCAAAGUGCCACGACCUGUGCAGCAAGCACGGGCGGUGGAGCAGUUGUUGCGUCGGCUGCCGUCGCGAGAACCCCUUUGCGUGGCUGCUCGUCGCCGUCAAAGCCAGGUGUUUUUAAAAAUGGGACAUCUUCAACAUCUUCAGGCGGCGACCAUCUUCUACCUGCUCCCGUUGCGUCGAUGUUGCUGUCUACUCUAGAGAAUUACGCGGAGCGAAUCGACCAAAUCAUCCCGAAUGUCUUCGAGAUGAAAUCUACGUCAUUGCCGGAAGCCGUCGCGUGUGCGUAUUUGGCAGUUGUUACGAAAGGUGUGCUUGUGUGCUCGCACGUGGCGGGAACGAACUCGAACGCACCAGCAGAGGUCCUCGCGCUCAACAGCAAUGAAGAAGCGGCCGACAGAAGAACCUCCUCGUCGGAGAUACAACAGGAGUGUCCUCGGAGGGGACGAGCACAAGCAUCAAACACUCCAACUGUUGAUGAAAACGGUCUACUUGGAGCUCACGUUCACGCCAUCGAAGUGAUCGCCGCGAAAUACUGCGAGUCCGCCUACGCCCGAAACGACGAGUCCCGCGGCGUUUCCCUCGGGCGGGCGCUAGCGUUCUGGAAGAUUUGCAAUACUGAUACGUCGACGGGACAACUCAAUCCGUCCCUAAUAUCGUUGACGUCAUCCGACGAGAGUUGUCGCCCACAACAAGAGUUUUCCUUUCCUCCUCUCUACCUGGUCCUUCGUGCGCACGCAGCGCUGAGCAUCUUCGCGGGAGUCGAUUUGGAUCCGGAGAGGGCGAAAAGCGCGGAAAGCCUGGCUUUCAGGCAUUGUCAGGAGGCUUUCGAGGGUUUUUUGACGAGAACGGGAACACCUGGAGUUUCUGCGCACGGCUUGGAAAAUGAUGGUGCAGAAGAUGAGGACCAGACAAAGAUGCGACCGCAUCAAGAAGCGGAAGCGGUUUUGCAGCUGGUCGUAACUGUACUUGCCUUCCGCUGGGAGGACGAAGAUGCAGAUGUUCCUACUGGCGCUGAAAAAGCGAAAGGGGACGAAGACACCGCCGCUCCAGGGGGAGCAGAAGCGGUUGCGAGUAGCACAAAAAUUGCCACAGAGGACUGCAGGUCUUCUAAUACGCGUAGGAGGAGCGGCAUGUUGCAAUUGUGUACGGAAGUUGCACAAGAGAUUCUCAGAAGUACAACUUCACGCGAAGAGGAGAAGUCAUCUGCGUUUUCAAGGGCAGAAGUAGGAGAAACGUCGAACUGCAUCAAACCCCAGAAAAUGAAGACCUUACCUCCGCGCGCUGCUGCGGCCAUGCUUCUUGCGCGCCUCGGCGUUCAAUGUUCCAGCCUCUGGGAAGAUGUUUUCGCUUUGUUCGGGCUACCGUCGUGGGAAGCUGUGCGUCAAACGUUGGAAGAGCUGGAGGGGCAACUGCAGUGCAUGCAAGGAACACAUUCGAGCUCAAAGAACAUAUGUGACGAGGCCCCGGCGCAUGUUGUCCAAAUAGAGAUGCGCAGUUUUGCACAAGACCUGGUCGCUGGUGGAAAGCUCGAUCUGGCUGCAGUGGCGCUUUUGUCGGCACUCGUCUCGUCGGAUAAUCAAACGCAGACGUCGCUAACAAAUGGGGGCGCAGUAGUUGCGUCUACUAGUACGCUGUUGGAGGCCCUGCAAACCCUUGUAGAAUUUGGUCGGCAUAAUUCACGGCAGGAGGUCUCCACCGAGCUGAUUGUUGAAGAUGCUAGGCGUGUUGGCCGAAUCGAUAUGCUGCCAGCUCCCUGCUCCGCGAGUAGCAGUGGGAAGUGCAAGACGAGACGUGCAGUGAUCGAGAAGGCGAAGUCGCUACUGCCUAAAGCCGUGGAGCAUUUCUCAGUGGAUCAACAGGCGUGUGCGUUGGGGGCUCCUCCUACCGGUUUCGACGCGGACACUUUCGAAAAUGGUUUAUCGCUUUUCCGCACUCUUGUGGCAGUAUUGAUUCUGGAGCACGAUGACGAUGGGGGACACAGGUGCGAACGCGGCGGGCAGCCCCAGUCUUCAAGUGCAAAUCCGCUCACUAGUACUAGUGCCCUGAACCAACACUCGUGUUACCAAAAGCUUAGUAAUUUGUGGGAGGAGAGAGCUACAGAAGCACAAAGCGAGGCGCAACUAUCUCACACGAUCCUCGCUUUUUACCUUCACGAAUUAGCGAAGCUUGCUACAGAGACUUGCUCUUUUGCCGCCGGGCUUGCGCUCAACUUGCAAGCCAUGCAGGAGUUCGCGCAAGCAGUGCCUGAAAUGGAGGAGAAGGUUGGAAGCGAAUCGAUCCGAGACGCGUUGUCUGCCAAGGUGUCCACUUUCCAUUCACGACUCUCCAAGCGCUUCUCGCUCCUCGGCUGUGAGCUGCACUUUAGCAUUGCAUCCGGGUACGAAAAAGCGGGGCUAGGGAAGUGGGCUGAACACUGGCAUGAGGCGGGGAAGAAAUUUGCUGACUCGGGCGACAAAGUCUUGCUUGGGCAGUGGCAGAAGCGGUUUCAGGCUGCGUGUGUCGGGCCGCGUGCGCCGGAUGUUAGCGCGGACUUCUUAGCUGCCGCUGGUCAACAGCACACCUCGGUACCGGUGGGGCACGAAGACAGACCGGCUGCUGACAUUUUUCCAGUACAAUUGGGAUUGACGCCAAAAGGACCUGCACUGAGACUGACAGAAGCGUCAGCGGAGAAAAUUCUCUGCACUUUGCAGACUGUGUCCUCUGAGAUCAAGAGGGUGAAGCUGGGAUGCCGGGUGGGACGACGGUCAUUCCCGUUCUUGCGGGGUGAUUAUUUGUCGGAAAAUAGUGAGCAAGAGCACCAGAACGAGAUUCCGCAGCGACUGACGCGGCUCGCGUAUGAAUUUCUCUCCGCGGUAGACUUGCUGAGCCUAUCUGGAAUCCGAACCGCGGCAAUCUCCCUGACGCAUUUCUUACACGAUGUCAUGGAGGAGACUGAUUCUACUACGUCGGCGCAUCUGGAACAACACCAAGAAAAAAUUCGUACACCAGCACGGGAACCGCGCGUCCGUGCGCAGUGCCAACUAAUCAUCCAGUCCUUAGCACCUUUUUGCGCCUCCUCCCUCGGGUCAAGCAUUUUGUUCGAUGUGCGACGGCUGCAGCGGGUGCUCGCGGCGUCUUCUGCCGCGCGACGCGUACCGUCUUGGGACAAAGUGAUAGACAGAUGGUUUCUGAAUCCGAACCCCAAGAAGUCCCAUGCCGAUGGAGCAGUAGAUGAAGCGUCGUGUCUUGAGCACGCGGAAGUGUACGUGCACCUAGCGAAGUUUGACGCCGGUCGUGCUGGCAAAGAUCAUUCCGGAGAAAAGCUGCCCGCCCAAGAGUUUCUGUACCUGACACGACGCCAAGUUCUUGCGCAAUGCGCCGAAGGGAGUGGCGGUUCCGCUGGCAAUGUUGCUGAGCAGAAUCAUGUUUCUGCAGCUGCACCUGCAAGUGGAACAAGCAGCAAGACGCUUGGCGUUUGCCACCGCAUUCCGAUAGCCCAAGAAGACUCGCUAAUCGAAAAAAUCGACCAAUUGCAGACUUUGUUGGAGCAAAAUCGCAAGUCUGUGAAGGACCUGCAGAAGAAGAUAGAGGACGAGGACAUCUUUGGGGACGUCGCAAUUGAAGACACACAUGCGAAAGAGCGGAAGGAGAUUGAAGCCGAGUUCUGGCGCGACCGACGGGAAUUCGACGAAAAAUUGAAAAACUGGCUCCAAAGUUUCGAAGCCGUCGUGUCGAGCGAGGUUCUGGAAAGCGUGUUUGGCAAGCACGAAAGGACAGAUCAAGAGCGAAAGACAGAAGAAAAGGCGACGUGCAGAAUCGUACCUAGUCCAACGGUCUUCCUGUACCUGGACCCGAACCUCGCGAAUGUGCCAUUCGAGCAUCUUCCGACGCUGCGUGGCCGCCGAAUCUCAAGGGCGCUCGCACCGAACAUCCUGGUUGCCGCUAUGGAGAAGUUUCAGGAGACGCUUGAAGCAAGUUUAAAUGCGAAAUCCCCAACGAAAUCGCUGAAGCGUGCCAGAGAAGUAGGACAAGCCGUGAGGGUCGUGAGCGCCGAAAGGAAUGGCAACGGCGGAAGAAGUGGUCAGGCCAGUCUUCCACAGCAGGAGUCGGAGGUCACCAGCGAACAACAUUCUCGACGGGCUUUGAAGAUCCGUCGGACGAACCGCAGUGGCACAGACAGACAGAAGGACUUCUGUUUUUCGUCGGACGAAGGAGACGGAGACUCACUUUCGCGACAGUUGGAAGACAGGGAUAAUGAUGAAGAUGGAGCCGAGAUGAAAAACGAUUCCGCCAAGAACCUCCCAAACCCAAUUGAAUCGUCCGAUUCCCCACCGCGGCCCAUGGCGUGCAGCCCAGACAAACCCGCGGACCAGUUGUCGGCACCAAGGCAUCAUCAACCACAUCGGUCUCCUGCCUCGGGCGUCCGCGCUCCGACCGCUCGGUUUCGCGAUGCGCAAGUGUCUUCGUUCAGGGUGUUUGAGGAAGACGACGUUGACCAUGACCAGUUGAUGUCAAGAUCCGGAAUGAAAUUGAAAGCCAAUGCUCCAGUCGUGUCCGAAAGAAUCUCCGCGAAACUACAACUACAGCAUCAAAAUACUAAACUACAAACCGCUAGUUCUAGUACUUCUGUAGUAGAUUCCGGUUUUUUUGUCUUGAACCCCACGAACGAUGUUGGACUCGUGCACGACAAGAGCUUGCUCCCGGUGCUGAGACAGUUGCGUUGGAAGGGCGUGAUUGGGAAAACGCCUUCGCGGAAGAAGCUGUUUCAGCUGAUGUUGGAACGGGAAACCUUUCUCUUCUCCGGCCACUACGGGGGCGAGCAGUUUGUCAACGCCGAGCAGCUGGAACUCGGACUGCGAACGGAGGUGGGCGAGGUUCUAGCAGACAACAAGAACGAGCACUCUGGUGAGCAGGGACAGCAUGCUGAAGCGCCGGCGGAGGACUCAUUCUCACUGUCGGCGGUGAAAGUAAAGCUAAAGGAAAACACCACGGAAAAUGCCGCUCGCGACAUGAACCUGGAGGAAUUUGUUUCCUCCAAGCUCGCCUCCUCGAUGCUGAUGGGUUGCUCGUCGACACGGCACUUCAUGCACGGACUGAAAACUGCGCGUGCAACUCGUACAAAUUUGUUCGUCACGCCGCCCACCGCGGUCGCGUCUGCCCGCGGAGGUCCUGGUGAAUUGUGCACGGGAAGAACUACAAGAAGGCCAGCACAGACCGAAGUUGCGACGUCCUCGUCUACGGCACCAGCGCCGUUGGAUUCGUUCGAACAAGAAGCUCUGUCGUGCGCGACUUCUGGUGUUUCUCGGCCAGGACUGACCGCGAUGAAACCGCAACAACUGCCGACUCCAGUAGAUUCCUUCGGCACACACUGUCACUACCUCAUCGGCGGGUCGCCGUUUGUCGUCGGUUGCUUAUGGGAAGUCUUGAAUGGGGAGGUAGACAAAUUUACGGCGAGAGUCCUGCAAGACUGGAAAUUCUCGGGGACCAGGAAAAAUGGAACAUCAAGAACAUCUUGUAGUAGCUCAGCAAGCUCUGAUCUGCUUGCCUGUCUUGAGCGAAGCCGUAGCAAGUGCAAAUUGGAGUUCUUGACUGGAUGCGCAGUGGUGCACUACGGGAUUCCUGUCUGAAAUCUUGUGCGAUGUAAUGACAAAGAAGAUCAAAACAAAAAGAAAGCGAAAGCAAAAAUAGUAGCAG